Molecule: messenger RNA, 4061 nt
Organism: Octopus bimaculoides (California two-spot octopus)
Lineage: Eukaryota; Metazoa; Mollusca; Cephalopoda; Octopoda; Octopodidae
Biological process (GO): epidermal cell differentiation; regulation of transcription by RNA polymerase II
Cellular component (GO): nucleus
Molecular function (GO): DNA-binding transcription factor activity, RNA polymerase II-specific; RNA polymerase II cis-regulatory region sequence-specific DNA binding
Source: RefSeq, a predicted model, not a curated record
GGAUCGAUUAAAUAAGCACCAGUUACGCAAUGGAAUCGAUGUAAUCGACUUACCCCUCCCCUCAAAUUUCAGGCCUUGUACCUAUAAUAGAAAGGAUUAUUAAAGGCCGUGAGUUGGCAGAAUCGUUAGCGUGCCGGGCAAAAUGCUUAGCGAUAUUUCGCCGUCGCUACGUUCUGAGUUCAAAUUCUGUCGAGGUCAACUUAGCCUUUCAUCCUUUUGGGGUCGAUAAAUUAAGUACCAGUUGAGUACUGGAGUCGAUGUGAUCGAUUGUCCCCCUCCCCACAAAAUCCAGGUUGUGUGCCUAUAGUAGAAAGGAUUAUUAUUAUUAUUAUCAUUAUGGAAAUUAAUGAAUAAUUGAAAUGUUUUCAUUGACGAUAUUAUAACGGGUACAUAACGCUUCUAAAUGAUCUGUUUAUGUAUGAGUGUGUGUGCAUGCGUGUCUGUAUGUACCUAUAUGUAUGUUUAUGUACGUAUAAAUGCAUGUGUAUAUAUAGGCGUGUUGAAUAUUCGAGAUACACUCUCUCAAGUUCAAGUGAUACUGACUGAGUUAUGUUAUGUUGUGUAAACUCAUGCCAACGCAUAUAAAGCUCACGACCACCGCAUAUCUACACGAAUAAAACUAAACGAUGACCGUGCUAUGCACUAUAAUUAUGAUUGUGUAAAUCCAUGUAAUCCUUAAUCCCAACAAAUCUAAGACCUGAUUCGACAUAUAUGGUCCUCCUGAUUAGCAGAGAUGCAUAGAUACGCAACACAGCACAUGAACACGUGAAGUAUUUUUUGUUAUUAUCAUGGGGAAGCAGAGUCGUAUCGGAAUGUGGUUGUAUGGGUUUUCCGGAAAAUACUCCCUCCUCGAUUCAACUCAACAAAUUGCUACAACAGUAUAUAUGUGAUAUAUAACACAGACACUCUCCCUCCUACUCUUAAUAGUGCAACUCGUACCCAGUAAAAAUGCCUAAAUCAUUGCUGGUAAGACGAAAUCGGUCGAAAGGCGUAUCCUACAACCACCACCACCACGACAACGAUGUUCCCACCCAUUUAAUCGAUGUCAUCACCGACACCACCACCACCACCACCACCACCACCACCACCACCGCUACUAUUUCCUCUAUCGCCACGACCGACAACACCACCACUGCCAUCACAACUACUCACACCACUACUGACGUCACCAAUCAAGGAUAUCAAUGUCUACCAAUACCGUUAGAACCCGGAUGUCGUGAUCACGACGAUAAUAAUAAUAAUGUGACGAAGUCAACGAUUGGAUGCAGCAGUUUUAUGGACUUUUGCUAUGGAAAUUUACCAAAUUUUCAGGAAAACUUCAAUACAAAUAACAAACAUUCUAGAAGUGAUUUUCAUGAAAUUAAAAACAGUUUAUAUUCCAACAACCCCGGUAAUAAUCAGAGUAACAGUCAGACUAACCCAGAUACUUUACAGACCGACGGUAAUUUACAGGAAAUGUAUUUUCUGAACAAAUUUAAGGAGAUGCCGUAUUUACAGGUGGCGCUGGUAAACGGUGGCAGUGGCUUUAGAAACCCAUUGUUAUCAGCAGUUCGACUGGAAAUCAACGCAACAAGUAAAUUCAGUGAGAAAACCACAGAUGAGAAGUUCCGCUGUAGCCUGUGCUCCAAAACUUUCCACACCCAACGUCUUCUCAAUCGACACAUUAAGUCACACAGUAACAUCAAACAAUACCUCUGUUCCUACUGCGGUAAAGGAUUUAACGAUACUUUUGAUCUAAAGAGACAUACAAGAAUACAUACAGGAGUCCGCCCAUUCAAGUGCGAGUUGUGCGGGAAAUCUUUCACACAGCGUUGUUCGCUGGAAUCUCACGGCCGAAAAGUGCACGGCCAGUCGGUCAACUACGGCCACAAAGAGCGGCGUACCAAACUCUAUGUGUGUGAGGAUUGCGGUAACACGACAGACAGACCAGAAAAUCAUUACCGACAUCUCAAACGCAAUCAUCCUUACAACCCGGUGUUAUCGAAAUUCUACGAUAAGAGACAGUUCAAGUUUACGGAUGAUCAAAUGCCGUUCAUUCUGUGUGAAAAUUCUUGAAGCAUCAAAUGGGUGGUAUGGGUGGAAUGGGGCGGAAGAAUUAAAGAUUGUGUGAGGAGAUGGUUCGGGGUUAUGAUAGCGGUGACUAUGAUGUUCCUGGUUGAGCCGAUUAACCACAUUUGACGAAUAUCACAAACAAGAGUAUCUAAAAUGUAUUAUAUUGAAAGUAUGAAGAACAAAAUUAGUGUAUGUUAUUGUUAAAACAUGUAGUUAUGUACUUAUGAAUGUAAGCAUGCAUGUGUGUGUGUGUGUGUGUGUGUGUGUGUGUGUGUGUGUGUGUGUGUGUAUACACACACACACAUAUAUACAUAUAUGUGUGUGUGCAUGCGCACGCGUGUAUGUGUGUACAUAAUACUAAAUGUAAAGUAAAAUAUUGUGUUUUAUUGAAGUUGAAAAACUUUACAAACUAAUGACAGAUUGACCUUUUGGAACAAUACAAUGGUUUAUAAAUGUUUAUAAAUGGUACAGUAAUUAUUAUUUGGUAAAUCAUCAAAUAAACAUUUAACGCUGAUUAGACAGGUAGUUAUGGAAUUUCAAAAUUAAUGGAAUGUGAUGGAUUAUAAGAUUGGCCGUUGACGAAAAACAAUACCUAAUAAAUGAGUAAAAGGUGAGUAAAAAUGAGAAAUGUAAAUUGUAUUAUGUAGAGCAAUAGUUGGCAUAUUUUGCAGCAAAGGAAAAAUACCUUUGUAGAAAUUAAGAAUUUAAGACGUAUAAAUCAUUAAGAAUGAGAUAAAAUGAAUAUUAAAGAUACAUAUAUAAGCCUGAGGUAGUAAACAGUGAGUGAAAAAGAGGCUGUCUAAGAUAAAAUAAAGGGUAAAAAAUGUAAAGGAAAAGGUAAUGUUUGAAGAAGGGAUGGGAAAGUUAAACGUUGAUAUAGGGGAGGGAUGAGCAAUUAGAAAGCAUACGCUACUUUUUGGGUGCGAUGAAAACAAAAAUAAAUCGGAAAUACGGGAAAAUGCCAAAACUGUUGCAGCUAUGGAAUUCUUAAAUUUCGUAUCUAUAGAAUGCACAACAAAAGUAUCCUGAAUGUAGUGAAAUGUGUUGCUGAUGGUUCAAUGUAAGUUGUCGGGUGUAGAAGAUGAUGCUGGUGUGAUGAAACGGCAUCGAAGGAAAAGGAUGAAGAAAAAAUAGGGAAGUGGUUUACAUUAUUUAUUUGGUCACAGUUGCAUUUACUUUGUUGGAUACUUGAAACAAAUAUGCGCUACAUAAAGUUGCCAACUACUUCGAGUCGGCGAAGUAAAAACGGAGGAAAGAUAAUAUUGAUGGGGCAAGGUAAUACAAGAGCCAUAUUUUGUGUCUGUGCGUGCGUUCAUCAUUCCGUUGGGUUGUGUCGUUUUUCUAUCUCGUCUUUUCGUGGUCUGCAACUGGUACUGUCUGGUCUCUUGGCUCACAGCGGUCACCAUCUCGAUCACGAAACUGCCUGUCUGGCUCGUUGCUGGCUAACUGGCGCGUGUCUACGGAACUGGUAUUUAUAGUUAGAAGGAUGGCUAUACCAUUAUAAGUGUGAGUUGUACCUAUUUAGGUUACUUGUCCUGAACUUUCUGUCACACAGCCCAUUGCUACAGACAUUGACAUUUUUGAUGCCGAGGCCGCUUCUACUGAACAGAUACUGUAUAUAAUUAUUUCUCCCUACUACGUAUUGUUAAUGGUUUUAUUUAUAUUUUGUUAUUAUCACUUUGGAUACUUUGGAUGACUUCUUGUUCUAGCAUCGAUUUCUUCAGAUCAUCAUGUUUCAUCUUCACACGAUCCAUUUUGUAAUGCUUUAAUAAUUUAUAAUAUUUGACUUUACUUCGCUUUUCAUCGAUCAUGCAUAUAGCUUAUAUGGUCAAUAUAAAGAUCUUCACCCGGGAACCAAAAAGAUAAUAAAUAAACCAGCCUGGUGGGUGUUAACAAGUAUGUAGAGUACGAAUAUGAAAAAAAAAAUGCGCGCUGACGACCAUGGGGGUGGGGGCGAGGAGGGGACUUUCGGAAAAUUCACAAGAUCCGAUUUUUCCGUCAUAACUUCC